Molecule: messenger RNA, 1120 nt
Organism: Aaosphaeria arxii CBS 175.79
Lineage: Eukaryota; Fungi; Ascomycota; Dothideomycetes; Pleosporales
Exons: 1
Coding region: 357-647 (96 amino acids)
Source: RefSeq, a predicted model, not a curated record
GAUGGUCAAGGGCUCGUCGCGCGUCUGCUCGACGCCUCUUGCGGCAUGCAGCGUGCAGUAUUAGCAUCAGACCCAUUUGGCGGUGCUGUUCCCUUCUCCCCAUGGCACCAAAUCCCGGCCAGCCCAAUCCACAGUCCUCCCAUCCUCAAGGGUUCAGAAAAAUCUUGCUAGGCCCGUAAGUUACGCCGACCCAGUUCCAUUGCAGGGAUCCAGACCCUUCCCGCUGCCCAUACUGUCACCGUUGUGUUCCUUUGCGACGCCCGACAUGAGCCCGUCGUCAAGCUUCCUUUCGAAUUGGGCAGUGAUGAUCGCUGAAUACAUCGUACAGCCAUGAAGCCCCGUCCAGUAUGCCAAAAAUGCAUCCAGAAGAACCCGCUACUGAACGCUACGAACCCCGGAAGUCGGCAUGCCGCCUUCGAGAGCUCUGCGGAGGGCUUGCACCGAAGCCUCUUGGCCUCUGUAGAAACCGCAGCAGGGCCCGCAGCAUGCAGGCCUCGGUCCAGGGCCAUUUGAAAACAAGAACGGAGUACGACUGCACUCUGCUGGCAUCCGCUAAUGAGCUCUACUGUGUACUGCAUACAGCGUACUCCCUACUCUCGUGCUAUACCUUCGACUCGCGUCGUCGAAGCACAAGGGGACGUUGCUAGGCAGAUAUCUAUUCGCUUCCUCGCUUGCCGAUGUUCUCUCUCAUCUAUGUCCCUUCGGCGAGUCACCAUAAAGGUAUAUUUCCCGCCUUGGUGUGCUCAGAAUAUGUAGACCUGCAGAAGACAGCUACUGCUAGAGAUUGCGAAAACGAAACAGCGAUGGGAAUUUCGGGUAAUGGGACGGUUCGGACGCUGCUUUGGCUUCCGUGAUCGAGUUUCAUGGUCCCCCCCUUGGCCCUGGUCAUGGAUUUAAAGGUUGAUGAUGUACAAGGCCAACAGAAUGGGUCCUGCUACUGCAGACAUGCAUUCAUGCUUGAACUGUUCUGAACAAGCGCCAAUCCAAGGGAACACCUGCACAGCAACUUGUACACUGACAGUGCACUGGUCACGAGAAAAGCGGAUCGAACAUAGUCGUAGAGGUACCGAGAGGGAUAUAUUGCAACGAAUGAUAUGUAAUGGCAGGACAGGUUCGACAU